This is a messenger RNA of Coniophora puteana RWD-64-598 SS2, 4632 nucleotides long. RefSeq lists its product as uncharacterized. The record is from RefSeq and is a predicted model, not a curated record. NCBI's taxonomy places the organism in Eukaryota, Fungi, Basidiomycota, Agaricomycetes, Boletales, Coniophoraceae. Bases 47 to 3478 code for a protein of 1143 amino acids. The transcript has 4 exons.
CUCUGUCUGACUCGGCCCCUUCAACAUAUCUCUCCUGGACACGAGCAUGGGCCUACCCACAGAGGACACAGCGUCCACACAGCUGCUCAACCAACUGCUCAACGACACGUCCAGCGCGCGCAACACACGCGUCCACAACUGGAUUGAGGAGCAGUAUGACUUUGCCUUGACCGAGCACGCCGCUGCGGAGGCAGACUCUGGCGACAACUGGACCCUAGACGAAGACGACGAGGACGACGCGUCCCAGUUCAGCUUUCACGAGUCACGCGUACCUUCACCCGUCCCCUCGAGUACCAUUGGUGCAAAUCGUGCUUUCAGCUUGAGCAUAGAUCGGCCCGACUCCCCCGUCAUCCCUGAACACGCGGCGCGCCUCGAUGCGGAGGCAGAUGCCGACGCGCUUCAAGGGGACGUCAAGACUCCUACCGCUGACAAGAAGCACCUGCCUCGUUCCCGUUCUCGUAAAGAACCUGCGCCAUCAUACGAUGACCUCUUCUUCCCCUCGACGGGGCGCCAAUUGACGGAAGAGGAGACACUGUUUGAGGACGAACGCAAUCGUGCCUUGAGGUUCCUUGUCAAGGAGAUGGCGGGCUGGGGAUUGGAUGUAGGCAAUCGAGCGCCACAACGUUCCACGUGCAAAUCACCGCGGACACCCAAGAAGUCUCUGCAGGAACGGGGCCGACGACCUCCUCCGCCGACACCUCGCCGCGAUCAGCCAUCGUCGACGUCGGACUCACCGAGACUGGUUCCCCGGAUGCCCUCGUUCACGCACUCGGCUGCGACAUCAUCUCCCUCGACUGUUCCCACCGCGCUCGUCGAGGGCCACUCGGCGCCCCCAUCAAACCGCACCAGUGCACAAGCCAACAAGCCCUCGGAAUGCCCCGAACAGAGCGGCGAACACAUCGGACUGGCGCCUGCUGCGGUAAGCACCCAGAAGCCGCGGCGGCCGCGCGCCUCCUCAGAUGUACUGGGCCAUCACCACGGCCAGGCGACCAGUCACUUUCGUGUGCCUACGUCUGGCUCGGGCGAGUUCGCCAAAUCAGGCUCGAGGAGUCCGCGCCAGAGUCUUACCUUUGCGGCGAACAUCGCGCUGCCGCUCUCACCCACGCUAUCGACGGCAUCAGGGUCAGGGUUCGAGAGGAUGGCCCGCGAGAGCCUUUCCUUGGACGAGGUCGCCGCUCAGCACGCUACCGGCCCUAAAUUUCCUUAUGAGGAAAGCAGUGCUGCCGCCACCGCCACUGGAGGUGCACCUGCCAGCCCCGGCCCGAUUCCUCGUCUGGCCGUUCCUCAGCUCGAGGAGCCGCAGAGCAGAUGGAGCGCCGCGUCCUCGCUCGAUGUCAAGGGUGCGCAACAGCAGCAGCAGCAACAAGAGCAACAGCAGAGGCCGCCGUCUCCGACGAAGAGCAGCUUCCUUGGACGCAUGACACCCAAGCGAGAGCGUGCCCACACCUACACGAGCUCGAGGUCUGCGAUCGAUGAAGCUGAAGGAGGGGAUGGACGAGACGCGCUCGGCGUGCCCGGCCAGGCACCCCAGAAGCGCUCCAGGCUCAUGAGUCUCCUCGCGAAGCUCUCACCUCGACCUGACCUGCCCUCCUCAACUCAGUCCAGCGACGCUCCACCGGUGCCCGCACUUCCUGCGCAGUACGCCAGCAUGGAUCCUCGCACGCCAGAGAUGGAGAAGGCAGACCCCUUCGCGCGCGAGAAGCCUAGUCCGCCGACCAAGACGCCAGGGAAGAAGGCCUCGCUCGCGAGUCUCCGCCAGUCGUUCUCCAUGUCGCGCGCCUCAUUUGCGAGCAAUCGCAAUCCAGGUGUUGUAGAAGAGGAAGUUCCUCCUCUGCCUCGGCCAAGCAUCUCGUCGAUGAUUCCACGGACGAGUAUCGGCGGAGCCAGUCUCGUCAGUGGUACUUGGGUACCCGAAGACGCUGAAGUACCUCCCAUGCCCCAUAGUGCCACGAGUGGCACCUUCGUCUACCCCCCGGUCACAUCGCCCACACUCUCCACUCCGAGGGCAAACGCAGAGGCGACGCCUGCGUAUGAAUACCAGGCGCUGCCAUCGCCGACAAAGUCCACGAACACAGUGCUCACCGCCCACGCUUCCACCGUGAACCUAAACUCUAGCAUGCCAUCGCCAUCGCCAGCGCGCAGCAGCUUUGACCUGCUUGUGCCUCCCCAGACGCCGUCGUCGACCACUGCAUCCACGCCUACCCCCACGCUCGCGAGCAUGAGCACACCGAACCUGACUCCUACACCCACCCCGACGAGCACGAGUUUCUCGCACGCCGGUCUUGGCACGCCCACCUCUGGGAUUGGUUAUUAUUCCGGCGCACGGGCCUUGGGCCAGCAGGGAAGCUACGUCAGCCUCGCUUCCCAGGGCUCGGGUGGUUCCAACAGCGGCACCUCGAGGAUCCCAAGCGCUUCGAGCCUGCGCAGCGCUCCUUCCAAGGGCGCGCUUGCGCCUCCCGCAGUGCCCGUUCCUGCUGUCCCGCCCAAGGAGGAGAAGGCACCCAACCGCGGGCUGUCGCUCUUCGGGAGGAAGAACCGCGCGCAGGCGAAAUCGACCAUCACUGUCCCCCAGGUCCCACCGAUCAGCACUACUACGACGCCGGUUUCUGCUGCUGCCACUGUCACUUCCCCGACGGUCUCGCGUAUCGGAGCUCCUGCGACAGGUCUACCAAAGCCCCGCGCUCGUGUCCCACCCCCGCCGCUUAACCUCAGCUUGGCGUCGCCGUCGUCUACCAGCGCACUCCCUAUGCGCUCUGCCAUAGCUUCGGGGCCAAGUCCUCCUCCUCAAUCGUCCACGAUGAGCCCCGGCUCGCCGCCUGGCUCGUCGAUGCAGAUUUUGAGAUCUCCUUCAGCGACCGAGACGACGAAGAGCAAGAUCGGCUCGCCGACGCUGUCCAAGACGGUCUCUCCGCCGUCGGGCAAGUACACGUUUGCCUCGUCCCCCACGCCGCCGAGCAGAAUCGCGCUCCCGCCGCCGCCUGCUAGGCUGCUUGCUGUGCAGCAACAGCAGCAGCGUCAACAGCAGCAGCAGUACAUGACUCAGGAAGAUGACGACGCAACGAGCCCCGGCCCGAGUCCGCUCUCGGCGAGCCCUCCGCCCGUGCCGCCCAAGAGCAGCCAGAUUCCGAACGCGGUGCCGAGGCUCACGACGCAGCGCUCCUCGCCGAGACUGCAACAACAGCAGCCGUCGCAGAUGCUCACGGGCGGCAGCCGUAUCGGUACGCUGCAUGGCUCGCGGAGCGAGGCGUCGCUUCUGAGCGCGGCUUCUGCGACGAUGACGCGUGAGAGGGGCUUGACGGGGACGCCGCUUAAGGUGGUCGAUGAGAUGGGCUUGCGUAUUGUGGGUGCCGGGGAGAAGGACGUGGAGAGGACGAUUACUACGAACGCUGGCAGCAAUGCGAACAAUGGUGGUGGGAAUGGAGGAGGGAAGACGACGAUGUUGCCUGUUCCGAAGAAGAGUUUCUGGAGGAGAGGUUGAGUCGAUCGACCUCGCGUGCACGCAUACAUCCUGCGCUACACUGUCAUUUGCUGCUAUCACCGUCCUCAACACCCCCACCACACCACACCAUCGUACAUACCUAACUCCACCCUCUAUUCACAGGCAUAUCCGCACGGCAUCGCACCGCACACACAUUCGCAUCGCUCUCUAUCUUGUUCUCUUGGUUUCCGGGAUAUUUUUCAACAAAAACAUCCUACGCUAUCAUCACACGCUCGUUAUAAUUUAUGCUAAUAUCUUGGGUUAUACUGCUCGCAUUUUACUGGAUCCGCUCAUACUCCCGUUCCCUUCCUCCCGUUCCCUCCUACCCACGCUCCCUCCCCGACACUCACUUCUCUCUUACCUCACCUCUCGCCGUCGGCCGAACCCCCCUCACCCCUGGGAGCGCCUCCGUACAAAGUGUACACACUCUUCGUCUCCCCCUCUGGGCUCGCACGCUCGUUUGCUUCUCUUUCUUGUUCGUGUUUCUUGCUCGCUUCUCGCCUGGAAUCAUCGUGGAUCGGACCUACUCGUUCGUUGGUUCUUUCUCUGUAUUCAUUCUUCGUUGGAAACCACUGUUGUUGGAUCUACAUACUGUAUCUCUCGAGUCGCGUUCCUUCCUCUCUCCCUCUUCGUCUGUGCCGCGUGCUUUUGCUUCUCUGCGAUAUUGCCUCCCUUCGUCACUCCCGCCCCCCGUAUUCCGCCCUCCCCGUCAUUAUUCGCUUCCCCGUUUCCCGCCUCCCGCUUGCCCGCCAUCAGUUUUGCCGCUUUGCUUUUGCCGCUCUUCUCUCUCUCCCGGUUCUAUUCCCGCAUCAAGGACAUGUACUAUUCUAGAUCUCGUGUGUACAUAUAGCCGCUCUCGAUCGUCUCUCUCAUCUAUCCACAUCAUCUACCCCACUAUCUUAUUACCCUUGGCUAUUAUUCCCGGUCCUCAUCUUGCUAUUUCCGGUUUCAUUCUUCCCGCACUUGCAUUCGACAUUGUCAUCCAAAAAACCACAUCAUACAUUAAAUCAAUCAUUCAACCAUCAUCACUUCUUGCAUCGACACUUUCAUUUCAUUACUUCGUUUCUUGCAUUUGACGCAUUCGCUGUCGCAUAGCUAGACUAUCGUUAUGGAUUCUACUUGCUUCAAUAUAGAAUUGAUUCCUGGACGGAGAC